Molecule: messenger RNA, 2874 nt
Organism: Eurytemora carolleeae
Lineage: Eukaryota; Metazoa; Arthropoda; Copepoda; Calanoida; Temoridae
Gene: Hil
Product: hillarin
Exons: 8
Coding region: 435-2855 (806 amino acids)
Source: RefSeq, a predicted model, not a curated record
ACGUAAAAAUGAUGUGAAACUCUAAACUAAACAUAUCCAAUAUGUGAUGAAGAGAAACCAUGUUAUGGCGCAUUCUUCUAUCUAUCUAUCUUUCUAUGGUUACUGCCUGAGCUGAGUACCGAACCGUAGAUGAAUUCUACCUGCUUUAGUUGGAAUUAAACUUCCUGGCCCGGAGCAGUAGACACACUAGUAGGAGAUACAAACAGUUACACAUAUACCCGGAGAAACCAAACCUUGCUCCCGUCCCGUCUCAGAGGGUCGUAAUGUGAUACAGUUAGAGGACUACCACAGAUACACAACAAGCAGAGAGAGAAAAGAGAGUGAGAGAGAGAGUUACUAGAGCGGUCGUCUUUCUUCAACAAAAAUAAGAAGGAAUGUAAAGAGUUGGAGAAAAGAGAAGAAGGAGAAGAAGGAGAAGAAAAGAAUAAUUCAAUAUGUUUAAAGCCAACUAUAUGGACAGUAACUGUCUCCGGUGUAACAAGACUGUCUACCCCACGGAUAAGAUUGGUCCUCUAAAAGACUAUUCGUUUUUUCACAGCGGUUGCUUCCGCUGCGUAGAGUGCAGUUCAAAACUAACCCUAAAAACAUAUUUUAACAAUCAGCAUUCAAAUGAUGAUAAGGAAGUGUACUGCAGUACUCAUGUACCUAAAAUAGGAGCCGGGCAUCUAAACCAAGAAGCUCUAGGUAUAAAAGCUGCUCUAAAUGUCCCCCGGUUGAAUCAGUUUGUGAAUGAACAAAUUCGACCAGGAGGGAAAUCUCAGUUUGAUUCUGAAGCAAUCGCCAUAAAAGCGCAUCUGAACAACAGAAUUCAUAAUCAUCAGGAUAAGGUUGAUGUUAACUCUAACAAUGGAUAUCAUGAGAAGUCCCGGAACUGGGGCAGGUUUGAUUCCUCUGCCCUACAUAUACAACAUGCUCUUAAGCAGACUGCGGUACAGAAGAAAUAUCAUAAACCUCAUGCUCAAGCUAUCAACUCAUUCUUGGACGAGGAAGAGCAGAAGAGGUUGGAGGAGCAGCACAGGGUGGAGGAGGAGAAGCUCUACAAGGAGUUCGUGAGUAUUCGGAUGAAGGAGGAGGAGAAGGCUAUCCAGGGUAUACAGGAGGAGUGGGAGGUCGAGCUAACCAAGAUUACGGCCAAGUUUGAACGUGAUCUUCAGGUUAAAUCCAAGAACAAGGAGGAUCAGAAAGUUCUAACCCUGAAGUACGCGAAGGAGAAGGAUAUGUUUGAGAAGAACAUGACCUUGAAGCGGGAGAAGAAAAAGGACUCCGUGACCAAGAAGCUGCUUGAGCAAGAGAGAGCUGCUGCAGCUGCUCUCAUUGAGAAGCAAUCUGAGGAGAUGAUGGAUCUUAUUGCCAAGGAGAAAACAAAGCUCCUGGAGGUUGGAGAAGAUCUGGAGGAUGCACAAUCCUAUCCAACCCAACCUCCUCCUCCCCUCCCUCCAAAUUUCAAUAAGACGGAGAUCUAUAAGGACCCGGAGGAGUUUGCUGAGGUUGACCAGCGUGCUAUCACCGUAGCUCAGGAGGACCAGGAGACGUUUACAGAUUUAAUUCGACAACUCGUCGGAGAGUGUAAAUCCGAUGUAGAGAAGGCGAGAACUAUCUUCCGAUGGAUUACAGUGAAGAAUCUAAACUCUAUAAUGUUUGAGGAUACUCAGAGAGGGGAUACACCCAUGGGUCUACUCAGAGGGAUUAAAUUCGGGACGGAGAGUUAUCAUGUUCUUUUCAAACGUCUUUGCAGUUAUGCUGGGUUGCAUUGUGUAGUGAUCAAGGGUUAUAGUAAGAGUGCUGGCUACCAACCCGGAGUCAAGUUUGAGGAUAAUAGGUUUAGAAACUCAUGGAAUGCAGUUUACGUGGCUGGCGCCUGGCGCUUCGUUCAGUGCAACUGGGGCGCCAGGCACCUGGUCAAUGCUAAAGAGGUUCCCAAACCGGGCAAAGCAAAAUCAGAUAGUUUAAGGUAUGAAUAUGAUGAUCAUUAUUUUCUAACCGAUCCUAAGGAGUUUAUCUACGAGUUCUUCCCCCUGCAGCCCGAGUGGCAGCUCCUGAAGGAGGCGAUAAACCUCGAGGAAUUUGAGGAGCUUCCCUUCGUCAGAUCUCUCUUCUUCCGAUACCAGCUCGCCUUCCCAACCCAGCAUAUGAAAUCUGUCAUGCCAACAGAUCAAACAGGAGCAGCAACUGUUCGACUAGAGAUGCCUAUAGAUAUGCAGUCCGCCCUCAUAUUCCAUUAUAACCUCAAGUUCUAUAACAAGGAUACAGACAACUUCGAGGGAACAUCACUUAAACGAUUUGUCAUGCAGUCUGUUGUGAAUAACACUGUGGCUUUCCGAGUACACGCUCCGUGUUCUGCCAACCUUCUCCUAGAUAUAUUCGCUAAUGCAGUCACACCACAGGAAUAUUUAACAGGAGAGCCCAUGAAGUUUAAAUCUGUUUGUAAGUUUAAGAUUGUGUGCUCCGACCUACAAACUGUGAUGGUUCCUCUACCGGACUGUGCCUCCGGAGAAUGGGGUCCGGCGAAGGCAACUCGACUCUUUGGUCUCAUCCCUCUAACCCACCAGGACGCACUUAUCUUUGCGUCCCAAUCCCUUGAAAUCCAGUUUCAGAUGUCUCGUCCUCUCACAGACUUCAUGGCAACCCUGCACAAGAACGGGUUGGAGGAGAAGAAACUAUCCAAGUAUGUAUCUCAGCGUGUAUCCGGAGAUAUUGUGACGUUAUCCGUGAAUUUCCCCGAGGAGGGACAAUACGGGAUGGAUAUAUAUACUCGAGAGGUGAAUUCAACUCUUAAAUCAGAUUCUAAUGAGAAACAUCUGUUAACACACUGUUGUAAAUAUCUUAUCAAUUCUUCGAGAAAAAAUCGACAUUAAAGUAUUUUUUCUUAUCGUA